UUUUUUUUUAUUUUCUUCUUUUAUUUUAUUCAUCAUGAGUUUUCUUAAUUUCAGUUUGGGUGGAAAAAAGAAUAAGAUUUCAAAGAUCAAGAACAAUGUUACUCCCAUGUACUUAGAUUCAAAACCACUCUUUUUAACGCCACCUUAUGUGACGCACAUGUUAGUCAAGGGCAACUUCAAGACACUUACACAACUACCCAAGUAUGUAGAUAUCAAUGAAUGGCUUGCAUUCAACACUUUCGAGUUCUUUAAUCACCUCAACAUGUUUUAUGGGUCCAUCACAGACUUUUGUACACCUACUUCAUGUCCAACCAUGUCAGCAGGGUUUGGAGUAGAGUAUCCAUGGAUUGAUGGUGCUUCUAAAAAGAUCAAGUUAUGCGCACCACAAUACAUUGACUAUAUGGCAUCCAGUAUACAAAAUAUGAUGAAUGAUGAAUCCUUAUUUCCAACAAAAUCAGGCAGUGAAUUUUCCCCGGAGUUUUGUUGUCUGAUCAAACGAAUAUUUGGACAACUGUUUCGACUGUUUGGUCAUAUAUACCAUCAUCACUAUGAUAAAAUACUAUCUUUGCACGAAGAGCCUCAUUUGAAUUCACUGUUUGCUCAUUUUAUAUCAUUUGCUCAAGAGUUUGAUUUGCUGGAAAAGAAAGAAAUUCAACCCUUACAAGAAUUAAUGGAUAUCAUGAUGAGAGAAGGAAUUAUUUCAUAGCCAUAAUCCUCCUAUUUAUAUAUAUAUAUAUAUAUAUUUUCCAAACAAAUAAACCCCCCUCCUCCUCGCUCUCUCCCUUUCCCUUCUCCCUUCUCCCUUCUCCCUUUUUUUUUCUUUCUUUCUUUCUUUUUUUCUUUU
This is a messenger RNA of Gilbertella persicaria, 844 nucleotides long. RefSeq names its product Mob1/phocein. The record is from RefSeq and is a predicted model, not a curated record. Gene Ontology annotation, cellular component: nucleus; cytoplasm. The coding region runs from base 35 to 706 and encodes 223 amino acids. Gene Ontology annotation, molecular function: protein kinase activator activity. Gene Ontology annotation, biological process: cell division; signal transduction; positive regulation of protein phosphorylation. The transcript is spliced from 4 exons. NCBI's taxonomy places the organism in Eukaryota, Fungi, Mucoromycota, Mucoromycetes, Mucorales, Choanephoraceae.